Messenger RNA from Symbiodinium sp. CCMP2592, 981 nucleotides. The record is from the annotation of a GenBank genome assembly. Lineage: Eukaryota; Dinophyceae; Suessiales; Symbiodiniaceae.
AUGGCCCGGCGCCGGCACGGGCAUAGCCGACAGCGUCCGGAAGAUGAGGAUUCUGAGAGCAGGGCAGAGCUUGCCUCCGGCAGCCAGUACGCUGCUGCAUCUGCUUCUGCGAACCGCGGUCGACCACGUACAGUGUUUACCAUGACGGCAGGUGAGCCAGACGAGACUGCCGACAGACUUCUCAGGCAGGAGCUGCCGCCGGAUGCAUUUAUGGCUCUGGCCAGCAGGAUGGGCAGGGCCUAUGCCAGGCGGGCGGAGACCCCGGCGUUGCCGGCGUCGCACGAGGACAGUGGAGAAGCAGAGGAGGAUGAUCCACACCAUCGUACUUGGCCUGUUGGCGCGCGACAGGGAACCCUUUUCGCUGCGGACAGUGUGUCUAGCUCCGUCUUAGCAGUGGGACAUGCAGAGCCGAAUACGGUGGCACAUCGUCCCCACGACCAAGGGGAACCGCGUCUGCAGCCGAAGGCUAAGAAGAGGCCACUCAGCCUGGUACAGCUUGACAAUCAGCAUCACACCGCCAGGACGCAGUCGCGUCACCAGAUGCCAGACGGCAGAUGCCAGCCACCGCCUCUUGUAACACCUGAGGAGGAUCGUGAAAUAGAAGCAUGCAGAGACCAGAUCCCGACCGUCAUUGACAUCAACUCAGGGGAUGAGGAGGGGCCACCGGACGGCCCCAGGACGUCAGCAGACACCGCGCAGGGCUCCAGUGUCAACUCUUCGCUGGCCGCACCAAGCACGCCGCUGUUCCUGGAAUCUCAGAUCAUUCUUCAGGUGGCUGUCAAGCAUCAAGCACAGGCCUUGUCUUCGCGCAGUGCACGGGAUGCAUCCGCCGAUGGGGAAGAGACGCCACCAGAGGCAUUUACGUUGACACAAGCUCAGCGUGUGGUGUGCGACAGAUAUGAUAUGGUCUACGACGACCAGAUGUACACGGCGGCCGCGCCGGCCGCGCCAGUGCUGCACAGGCCAGCCUACUCCCACUAG